Molecule: messenger RNA, 1821 nt
Organism: Arthroderma uncinatum
Lineage: Eukaryota; Fungi; Ascomycota; Eurotiomycetes; Onygenales; Arthrodermataceae
Exons: 4
Coding region: 1-1821 (606 amino acids)
Source: RefSeq, a predicted model, not a curated record
AUGGAGCACCCCAGUACUGCUAAAGAGGACCAGGAUGGUGGAAUACCGUCAGGAGAUGUUAAACAGCGCCAGCCAACUCCGAGGGGGGGGAUUCUUUCCCGCGCUAUCCACGCCCUCGAUUUCAGAAGCCGCGAGUGCAGUGGCAAUGAGACCGAUAAUACUCCUCGAGGACAUGGUGUUCGGUUUUCCUCUCUUCAAAAGACAUCUUUUCUGGGAGGCAAGGGGUCCGACUCCAACCUCAAGAGGCACAUGAAGAUGGAUGCAGAGAACAAAUCCUGUGAUGGUCUCUACGAGAAAGCUCAAUCGCACAAGCAUAAAAUUCCACCAUUUAUCGAUGAGUACUUACAAGUUGCUAAAACGCGUGAAAAUCCUACUCCUUCCUCUCGCCUUCCACAGCGGCCCCCAAUAACCUCAGCGGCUGUGAACUUAACUGUUGACGCCCUAAAGUCGAGCCCUGGACAAGGUAUGUCGACUUGGGUGUCCGCUGUGGUUACAGCUGGUAUCUGUGACUCCGCGAAUGGAACGAAUAUCGAUGGAAAACCUAAUGCAGAUAUCCCAUUGGAUAUAAUGAUACUUGUUAAUAACUCGGCUCGAGGCUCUGAAGAGCAGUUGAAAGCCGCGUACAGAAUCGCUAUCUGUUGCAUCUCCCCUGACCCUACGCAGAAGCUGAACAUCCUUAUGCCGCUUUCUUCCUACAGCUUAGAUACUGCUCGGGUCUUAUUUCGGUCUCUGCCGGCUUUCCAACUUCCACAUGGAGAGUCAAGCCGGUCUCGUUUGGCAGGUGCCAUCAAAGAGGCAUCGAAUUAUCUGACUCGCCAUUCUAGCCGAGGCGCACUAUGCCAUAUGUUCAUUGUCACUGCAGGGUCGACUCUACUAAUUCCAGAUGAUUGCAACGGAGAAUUGUUGCGCUAUCACACCAUCUCCCCUGAGAAUUCUAUGGUGCUCCGUAGCCAAAAAUCGCUAGAAGGCUGGCAUUUAGCAACUAGUUUUGACGACGAAGAGUGCAACUAUGUGGAAUCUACAUUCAAAGAAAAAUUACAAUCAAUCAUUGGACAUCUCAGGACGGGGGUGGAUUCAGGAUAUUUGCGCAAUCUUUCUGUGAGGUUUGAGGCAGGGCCUGACUCCCAUAUUGAAGCUGUUCUUGGAGAAACAACGAGGGAUACGCUUCGUUUGGGUGAAUCGUGGACCAUGUUGGUUAAAGUAAAACCUACACCAGGACUGGCAAACGUUUCACCAGGCAGUCCCGUUGUCCGUUUUGAGGACAAGUCUCAUGUCUCGACUGCAUCAACCGUCGACAUAAUGAUUGAUCAACUCCAAGGGAUGCUUAAGCCUGGGGUUUAUACCACUGAUCCAGAAAGUCGUAUCGCAGCAACUCUAGAAUAUAAGCACUCAGCCUUCCCAGAUAAUGCCGUCAUCACAACCAAAGGGCGAUGCGAAAUUGCAAGAUUCCAACGAACGGUUGCCUGGGAGGAUAGUGUGAAACCACCAACACUUCAAAGCAAUGCGAAUGUUGGCCGUAAUCAAUGCCUGGGGGUCCCAUCUGAUAAUGCCACGAUUAGAGUGAAGAAGCGCCAGCAAGUCUUCAGCUACCUCAAUGGAAAUGGACUCCAAAAGUGUGUUGGAAAAGAAAAUAUGACCCCUCCUUCCUCCAUUGGGCGGAAUCGUCUGGAAUACGGGGACUCACCACCACUGGGGAGCAUGAAUCCAUUUAAGAAUAUUGUUUGCAAGCGGGACGACUUUAUGUUAUCACAACAAUCCCUUAACCAAAUCCCGGAACAUGGCCAUUUUUCUCAGUCAGAGGAUCCUUUUGUUCAACAUUAA